UCCCAUGGUGCAGUGCGGUUUGCGCUGCUGUUUCUGGCUCUUUUGGCUCAUUUGACAGAGGAGCUGCUGCUGUUCCAGGUUUAGAUCAUGGACCCAGACAAUAAUUCAGAGGAGGAGUCUGUGGGCCCAGAGGAUGCUUCAGAAGAGGAACUGCCUUGUCUUCCCCCAGGCCUCUCUGAUGGCGAGGCCAUGGAGCUCCUUUGGAAGUUGCGUUCUCGUCGGCGCCAGUCGUCCCCAGAGCUCCCAGAGACGGUCUCCUGUCUCACUGCCCCUGAUGGCAGCACUUUGUACUUGGUGGGCACUGCCCAUUUCAGUGACAGCAGUAAAAAGGAUGUGGCCACAACAAUCCGAGCUGUUCAGCCAGACGUGGUGGUGGUGGAGCUGUGCCAGUACAGAGUGUCUAUGCUAAAGAUGGAUGAGAACACGCUGCUGAAGGAAGCCAAAGACAUCAACCUAGAAAAAGUUCAACAGGCCAUUAAACAGAAUGGGCUGAUGUCUGGUCUGAUGCAGAUUCUUCUACUCAAAGUUUCAGCUCACAUUACAGAACAGCUGGGCAUGGCUCCUGGAGGAGAGUUUCGGGAGGCGUUUAAAGAGGCCGGGAGGAUUCCGUUCUGUAAAUUCCACCUCGGGGACAGACCCAUCCCUGUGACGUUUAAAAGAGCGAUUGCUGCUCUUAGUUUCUGGCAGAAGGCGAGACUGGCAUGGGGCCUUUGUUUUCUUUCUGACCCCAUUAGCAAAGAAGAUGUAGAGAAAUGCAAACAGAAAGAUCUGCUUGAACAGACCAUGUCAGAGAUGAUUGGGGAAUUUCCAGCUCUCCACCAGACCAUUGUGGCUGAGAGAGACAUUUACCUCACUCACACACUCAGGCAGGCUACACGCUGUGUGGAGGCGCCCCCUAAUGGCCAGAAAGUCCCUGGUGUCGUCGUGGGAGUCGUGGGGAUGGGCCAUGUCCCUGGAAUAGAAAAGAACUGGGAGAAAGAGCUCAACAUUAAUGAAAUCAUGAGUGUGGCGCCGCCCUCUAGGUUCGGCUGGGUGUUGCAGACCGUCUUUAAAGGCGUCCUAAUGGGCAUUGUGGGAUACGCCUGCUAUCGAGCCGGAGGGACUCUAGGCAGAACACUGUUGUCUUUACCAGCCGUCAAAGGAAUAGUGGAAAAUCUGAGACUAUCCCGCGCUUGAUCCCAAAGGUUUUUCUAGCCAUUAAUGACAAAUCUAUACUAAAAAUGCAUCUAUCACCAAUAGCCUUACUUGGACGUGUGGCUGGAGGGUUUGACCAGUCGCUGCAGUGGACCUCAGGAGGUUAGAUUCUCCUACCUCUGACGCUCUUGUAAACAGAGCAGUACUGCCAAAUAAACAGUAACAGUACUUAGAGCAUUUUGCCAAAACAUUGUUAUAUAUUUUUUUACUAAAACCCAUUUCGUUUACUUUAGCUUUCAUAUCAGGAGCCUUUUAAACAUUAUACCUACUAUUUGUGAGCCAUAACUAGGGUUUCUCAUCUUUACUCAGUGCCCGUAAAAACCCUGGUGCUGUUUCAGUCCAUUACAGCUCUGAAGCUAACCUUAUUUGUAUAUGAUGAUGAGUAAAUUAUGUACAUUUUAAAUAUAAUAUAAAAAAAGAUACAACAUUUACUGUUAAUGUUGACCCACUUGUUGGUCUUAUCAACAACAAGUGCCUGAUUUAGCUGUAAGGGCUGUGCAAGAGAAUCUUUAUAUGGAACAAUGCCUGUUUCUACAACACGGCGUUCGCUCUGUCGUAAUCAUUUUAUUGAUUUAAAUGGGACCAUAGCAGUUCCAUGGUUUUGUACUCGGUCACUGUCAGAUCCAGACUUUAUGCAGGACCUACAGUAAAUGUGCCUCAGGUUAAAAUGCGUUUCUGUCACAUUUUCUCUGCGCUUGUUAAGUUGGACUUUUAUAAACUGGUUCUGGGUUUCUGGUCAUGUAGUUACAAAGAUAAACACUUGUUAUAUGCAUUGACUAUGAGCUAAAAGCCAUCUGAGUAUUUUAAUAAGAAAUACAAUGAGAUUAUGUAUAAUAAUUGUAUCAAAUAUGCAAUAAAUUCCCCAGAGCAGUUUUAUUUAAGAAAACUUUACUGUGAAGUUGUUUUUUUUAAUGUGUUGAUACAGAUGUCAACUGAUGGUGUUUUUUGGUCAUUUUUAUAUUGUGUUUGGGAAUAUUUCUAUUAACUUAUUUUACUUUGAUCAACAUGUUACAACAUUGGACGAGAAGAUUGAAUAAACUUCACCUUAUCACAGU
Periophthalmus magnuspinnatus is the source of this 2249-nucleotide messenger RNA. RefSeq names its product TraB domain containing (gene trabd). The record is from RefSeq and is a predicted model, not a curated record. Lineage: Eukaryota; Metazoa; Chordata; Actinopteri; Gobiiformes; Gobiidae. Bases 88 to 1176 code for a protein of 362 amino acids. The transcript has 10 exons.